Messenger RNA from Hippocampus comes (tiger tail seahorse), 3285 nucleotides. RefSeq names its product retinoblastoma 1 (gene rb1). Gene Ontology annotation, cellular component: nucleus; Rb-E2F complex; chromatin. Gene Ontology annotation, molecular function: RNA polymerase II transcription regulatory region sequence-specific DNA binding. The record is from RefSeq and is a predicted model, not a curated record. NCBI's taxonomy places the organism in Eukaryota, Metazoa, Chordata, Actinopteri, Syngnathiformes, Syngnathidae. Bases 243 to 3005 code for a protein of 920 amino acids. The transcript is spliced from 28 exons. Gene Ontology annotation, biological process: cell differentiation; neuron projection development; regulation of transcription by RNA polymerase II.
AACUACGUGGGCACGUAGUAGUCGCACGAAACGGCGUUUUAUAUCCAACGUGCAUUCCCGUAAUUAAAAUCGAGCACACUAAAUAUUGGUUUCCGUAAGUCAUCCAUGUUUUGUGUUGAUGAAACGCACCCUCUGGAUUUGGGAUUUAAAUUCAGUAUUCAAAAAUUAAUAACAAUCUGAUUGUUCAAUUUGACAUUCUUCAAGACUUGCCGCAUCUGCUUGUUUGUUAGCGGGAUACAAGGAUGCCACCUCAGAGGCGUAGUGCCGGCAUGAGCCAAAACAAAGAGACGAAAAAGAGACCUGAAAGUUCCUCUACGGACUUUAAAACGAGCACGGAGUUAUCGGUUAAAAAGCACAGAGACAAGGAUGCCGACUUCGUUACUCUGUGCACAAGCCUUCAUGUGUCCGAUCUGGUUUGUGACCGUACUUGGAAGAUGUACAAAGGUCUACAGGAGUCCCUGGAUGAAUUUGCUGAGGAUCAAAAAAGGUUGUGGGCUGCCUCUUUGUUUGCGGUUGUGACCGACAUGGAUGCUGCUUCCUUCACCGUAACUCAGGUCCUAAAAGCAGUCUCUAUGAAUUUAAAGCAGUUUCUGGCUCUGGUUCGGAAGUUGGACAUCAACUUGGACACAAUAAGCACCAAGGUCAAUUCAGCGCUGACACGCUUGGACAACAAACAUGAUGUGACCCUGGCUCUUUACCAGAAGUUUGAGAAGACAUGCAAAAAGAUCUUUGCUGAGGCCCCCGAGUCAAAGGAGAGUGAGAUCACACGGACCUGCUGGACGAUGUUUCUUUUGGCCAAAGGAAAGGCCUUGCAGAUGGAGGAUGACCUGGUCAUAUCGUUUCAGUUGCUGCUGUGCACGCUCGAGUUAUUCAUCAAGAGAUGCCCCCCUGAUAUGCUCCAGCCUCUUUACCAAUCAGCCAUCAGCAAAGUCCAAAUCCCCGUCACCCGAACGUCACGUCGCAACCAAAACAAUGCCAAAGCGCGCCCUGUGGUGCCAGAGGUGGACAUGCAGCUUCUUGAAACCUUGUGCAAGGAGAAUCAAUGCAAUGUGGAUGAGGUUAAAAAUGUCUAUCAGACCAGUUUCUCCGCCUUCCUGGUGUCUCUGGAUCUUCUCAAAGCUCCCGGUCUUCCUCAGGCCAGUAGCAUCAACCAGCAGUAUGAAGAGCACUACCUCAAGAGUCGAGACAUUGACGCGCGAUUGUUCUUGGACAGUGACGAGACACUUGUUGCGCCCAAAGUGGAUCCGGUACAAGUGGAGAGAACGCCCAAGAAGAACAUGCUGGAAGAAGAUGCCAUGCCCAUCCACCAGACUCCAAUCAGAGCCGCGAUGAACUCCAUUCAGCAGUUGAGAGGAGAUCUCAUUUCUCGUGGCGACCGGCCGUCCACCAACUUAGUGACCUAUUUCAAGAACUGCACCGUGGACCCAACUCGGGAUGUCCUGAAGCGCUUGGAGACAAUGGGACCAAAAUUCAGCCAAAGGUUUGCUGAGGCAGUUGGCCCGCGCUGCAUCACUCUCGGAAAGCAGAGGUUUACACUUGGUGUCAAACUCUACUACAAAGUCAUGGAGGCGAUGCUAAAAUCGGAAGAGAAACGACUUUCUGUGCAAAAUUUCAGUAAACUCCUCAAUGACCCGACAUUCCACACAUCACUCUUGGCUUGUGCACUGGAGGUUGUCAUGGCAACAUACGGAGGUAGCAGUUUUAAGACCGGGGGAUACAAUAAUGGCCGUUGUGGUGGCAUCCCUGGCGAAGCGGACCUGUGCUUUCCGUGGAUACUGGAUGUUUUGAACCUCAGCGCUUUUGACUUCUACAAAGUCAUCGAGAGUUUUAUCAAAGCAGAUGUGACUCUGAGCAAAGACAUCGUCAAGCAUCUUGAGACCUGCGAGAACCUCAUCAUGGAACGGAUCGCAUGGAAGACGGACUCCCCUCUCUUCGAGCUGUUGAAGCAGGAGCACGAGGGCGGCGCAGUGGAACAAGCGGAGGCGCCUGCUAGUUUCAACCAGCCCUUACAACACAACCACACCGCUGCUGACCUGUACCUGUCCCCCGUUCGCCCGUGUCUUCGCAUCGUGCCUCCCGAGUCCCCCGCCACGGCCGGCGCACCAGCUGCCGCUCCGGCACCGAGCCAGCCCGCACCCCAAGCCGCGGGCCAGAACCCUCGGCACCUGAAGUCCAACUCACUCAGCCUCUUCUAUAAAAAAUUGUACCGCCUGGCCUACACCAGGCUGAAGAUGCUCUGCUCCUAUCUGCUGUCCCCCUAUCCGGAGCUGGAGCCCAUCAUUUGGACGCUCUUCCAGCACACUCUGCAGCACAAGUACGAGCUGAUGAGAGAUCGUCACCUCGACCAGUUAAUGAUGUCAGCCAUGUAUGCCAUAUGCAAAGUGAAGAGUGUGGAUCUGCGCUUCAAGGCCAUCGUGUCGUCGUACAAGAACAUGCCCAACACCAACCAGGAGACUUUCAAGCAUGUGCUGAUCGCAGAGGACCACUAUGACUCCAUCAUCGUCUUCUACAAUCAAGUGUUCAUGCAGAGGCUGAAAACCAACAUCCUACAAUAUGCAUCCACAAGACCGCCUUCUCUCUCUCCGAUCCCACAAAUCCCGUGCAGCCCUUAUAAAUUUCCCAGUUCCCCUCUGCGUGUGCCCGGAAGCAGCAACGUGUACAUCUCGCCGAUGAAGAGCACCCGCUCCCCGGGCAUCAUGACUCCUCGCAGCAGAAUGCUGGUUUCCAUCGGUGAAUCAUUUGGGACGCCAAAUCGCUUCCAGAAGAUCAACCAGAUGGUCAGCAGCGGCGAUCGCUCUUUGAAGAGAACCUCAGAUCACGGAGGCGCCCCCAAAAUUCUGAAGAGGUUACGAUUUGAUGUUGAUGGGCAAGAUGAGCCCGGUGGCAGCAAAUCCGAUGGAGAUUCAACACUGAUCCAGAGGCUCAACGAUUUAACCUCCGCCCGCAAUCGCAUGCAGGAACAGAAGAUGAAGGAGGAUGCGGAAUCCCGAAAGGAGCACCAUUAAGAAUCUACUGAGCUGUCCCCCGCGCUCUUGGUCACAAUAUGAACUCUCGUUUUUUUAGUGUGUGUUUUUAGUUUGUAUUUAACAUUUCUUUAAGGAAUAAUUUGUGAAUAUCAGGCCGGGGGGAUAACCAAAUGACAAUUUUUUGUUGUUGUUUACAGUCAGCUUAUGUGCCGCUUUUAUUUGUGUUUGAAUCAUCACUCGAAACAUUACUGAGACACAGUGCUAACUUGUCUUUCGAGCAACCUUUUUUAGCAAGAUGUAGAUUUUUCACAAUGUUAUU